Molecule: messenger RNA, 633 nt
Organism: Ogataea philodendri
Lineage: Eukaryota; Fungi; Ascomycota; Pichiomycetes; Pichiales; Pichiaceae
Exons: 1
Coding region: 1-633 (210 amino acids)
Biological process (GO): endoplasmic reticulum to Golgi vesicle-mediated transport
Cellular component (GO): endoplasmic reticulum membrane
Source: RefSeq, a predicted model, not a curated record
AUGGUUUCGUACGAAAGUUUGGUGCUAGUCGGUAGCUUGUUGAUCAUUACGUCCAUUUCGUUUGCUUUAGGUGUCAUUUUUGGCAACUGGCCAUAUGAUUACUACACUAUCUGGGACACUACUCAAGGCCAAUUAUAUUUCGACGCCGCCUUGAAUCAUUACAAAACUUGGGGACAAGCUGCUCCAAUCAUCACCAACACUUUCCAUGCAAUUCUUGCUCUUGCAUUUGUUGGAAGUUUCAUCAAGGUGUUCAGACCUAACGAAGAUGCCCAAUACUUUGAAUACGGUACGUUGGGUGCCUUGGUUCUAGCUGCUUGUAUUUACAUCAGCAAUGUGAGAAUCGGUAUUGUCUCGGCAAUUGUGGGCGAAUGGGGUGAUGUGGACCAGAACACCGGCCUGGGUGUCAUUGCUGCUUCCGAAACCAUGAUUGUUGUUAUCUUGCUUGGAAUUGUUUUGCUCCAAUGUGGUCUCUUCUAUGCUUACUUUGAAGAUUUGAAAGUGAAGCAGGAAUUCUACUUGAAGGAACUGAAAGACAAGUACGAGGCCUCCGAACAGCCUUCAGCUCCGGCAGCUAAGGCCACCGGAGCACAGACUACCAAGACCAGGGCUAAGAAGGUGUCCAAGAAAGCCUGA